AUGAUGAAAGAUGUAUUCAGACCAACCAAAUCCGCUCCGUGCUCUCCCGCAAAGCUACUAGGUAUCUCCCACACUCGGUCUGAAUCAUUCCAUGCCAUCCACAAAGUUCCCGUCGGAGACAGUCCUUACGUCAGAGCCAAAAACGUUCAGGUGAUUGAUUAAAAGAUGGACCCCAAGAGAGCAAUUCCUCUAUUCUGGUCCGCCAUUAAUGCCAGAGACAGAGUUGACAGUGCUCUGAAAGAUAUGGCUAUUGUGAUGAAGCAACAAGAUAGGGCAGAAGAAGCUAUUGAAGCUAUUAAAUCUCUUAGAGUCAGAUGUUCAGAUCAAGCACAAGAAUCUCUUGACAACAUCCUCCUAGAUCUCUACAAGAGAUGUGGGAGAUUAAAUGACCAGAUUGCACUAUUGAAAUAACACAAAAUCUUCUCGAUACAAAAAGGUCUCGCCUUUAACGGUAAACGAACCAAAACAGCUCGAUCUCAGGGGAAGAAGUUUCAAUUUUCUGUGGAACAAGAAGCCACACGGCUACUGGGGAACUUAGGAUGGGCUUUGAUGCAAAGAGACAACUUCGUGGAAGCCGAAGAUGCGUACAUGAGAGCUCUAUCGAUCGCACCUGACAACAACAAGAUGUGUAACCUCCGGAUCUGUCUUAUGAAGCAAGGCAGGAUCGAUGAAGCCAAAGAGACGUUACGACGCGUGAAGCCUGCGGUGGUUGAUGGUCCUAGAGGAGUGGAUUCGCAUCUAAAAGCUUACGAGAGAGCGCAUCAGAUGCUUAAUGAUUUUGGGUCUGAGACGAUGAGAAGAGGAGGGGAUGAUAGGGUUGAACAUAGGAGGUUUUUCGACGCGAUGUUUGGGUCUUCCUCUAUAUGGCAGCCUCAGCCUUGUAGAGAACAGAGCCUGAAGCCUAAGCCGAAGCCGGAUUUGAGGAAUGAUGAGUACGAUGAUGAGAACGUGAAGACUAAUGUGAAUGUGAAUGUAGUUGUAAACAACCCAUUAAGGGUUGAUGUUAAACCGUUCUUCUCUUCGAAGCUGAGGAGCAAUAACGAAAAGCUGAAGAGGACUAGAUCGUCUAGCCAAACCAUGGGGAUGUUGAGUUGUGGUGAGGAAUAGACAAAUACGAAUAAAAAAUUGUCAAUGGAGAAAAAAAACAAUGACUGUGGAUUACCAGACAACAAGGAGUUUGAAGAAGCGAUGAUCAUGACCGUCUUGGGGACUGAGACGAAAGUGGUGGACAAGAAGAGGCUCAAGGUUUUUUAGGACAUCACUUUGUCCUCCCUUAGCCCAAGAGCCUGAGUGUUAUAUCUCAAAUGAUAAUCUCUAACCAAUCUAUUUUCUAAUUUAUUAGUAAAGAAAAAAAGAGAUGAGCUCUUAUUUUCCUUGGGUAAUUUUUAUUAAUGUUUUUUUGGUAGGUUAAAGUUGCUACAUUGUUCACAAUUAUUGUAGUUGAUCAAUAAUAAAAAAGUUGAAAGUUA
This is a messenger RNA of Brassica napus (rape), 1469 nucleotides long. Its product is annotated as protein POLLENLESS 3-LIKE 2. Lineage: Eukaryota; Viridiplantae; Streptophyta; Magnoliopsida; Brassicales; Brassicaceae. Gene Ontology annotation, molecular function: protein binding. The record is from RefSeq and is a predicted model, not a curated record.